UUUCUGUUGACGCGGCCGCGUGUUUUUCGCGAGUGAAAAAGCGUUUAACCGGCGACUCUCGUCUUAAAAAACAAUUUCGAAGUCUGCUCACUUUUCGGUACUUUGUCCCUACGUGGGGAUCUUCGCUCAAGGAAUCGUCCUCGUCUUGUCAACACGCGGCCGUCGUGAUGGCGGUGGCAGUGUUGUGACUUUUUAGCUGUCACUUUCAGCCGAAUUAAACUCCUAAGUGCGGAAUUAUGCUGCUAAAAAAACUACCCUGUUUUGAUCGUUUUGUUCAUAAUUUCCGAACCUAACCUCAAAAUCCAACACGAAGGAGGGUUAAAUACAACUUGUCUCUGGCCCAAAACUAAUUUUUUAUGUUUUCGGAGUAAAAAAAAACGUGCAUGGUUGUUGUUUUAGAGUCGCAGGUGGCAUCCAGAGACCAAAAUUGUGAGAAAAUUGUUGAGAGGGGGUCGAAAGCUUUCUUUGAGGUGGAAAACGGGAUAGGGCAAAGCAAAAACAGUGUCCAAGGAAUAAUUUUUGCGGUGUUUUUCAUUUAAAUUCAAGGGAAUGUUGCGGUUGUCUUAUCGUGUUGUUCUUUGCGAUUCUGUGGAAUUAAAUGCUGCGCCCUGAAAGAGGAGCGCCGCCUCCGCCCCAGAAAAGCUCGUCUGGCCGGUUCACGCCCUUUGGAGAUUUUGGAGUGAGCACAUCCCCUUAUUCGUUAAGGGUUAGCUAACCCUGGCACCGGCAGUGAGUUUUUUGGGUAACAAAAUCGAAAUCAAAAUAAUAGUUAGGAUUUUUAAGUAUCCGUUGACAAAUGUGAUCUACGAUCUUGAAAAUUGUGAGGGGUGGGUGAUGUCUGCUGAGGCCUGAGAAUAAUCGAUUCUUGUCGGGAAAAGUCUAAAUUGCGUGUGAGAGUGUCUUUAGGAAAGUGGAAGAAAAUGUUUAAUUUUAUGAAGAAAGCUGCGGAGAAGGAAGAUAAAGAGAAGAGAAAACGUGAGAAGAAGGAACGAAAAGAUGUGAAAAAAAGGGAUCGUGGCAGUAUGUCUGCGGAGGAGCUUCUCCGUCUCGACGAGGUGCGAAGGUCCUUGAAGAUUCGCGGUCGUAGAAAGGAGAAGGAAAAGUUGCCAAGUGGGAUUACAGCAGACUAUAGCGCCUCAUUUUUUGCCCAGCUGGAUAGGGAUUUACUGAACAGUGCCCAAAAUUCGGCCGGGACAAGUUGGACGAGAACUCCUGAUGGCCUCACCCAGAGUGACUCCUCGGAAGCGUCUCUGACUUCCCUCACGAACGCCAGUGGCAAAAACCUACCACCUUUGCCACCCAAGCCACCGAAACGUGGGAUAUUGAAAGGUCCAAGGCUCAGCAUCACCAGUGUUAACAACCUGGAUGAGGUCACCGUCGUGCCGAAUGGCAAUCAGGAGAAUAAUCAUCAGGAGGCGAGCAACCUCCUGGUCAGGAACACCCUUCAGAAUGAGGUGAUCGCAUAUCAAAAUGUACCUGGGCAACAGCUUCUUGGCUUGAACAAUGAAGGGAGUGAGGAAGAAUCUUCCUAUCCAAGACGAAGUCCUCACCAACAUCUUCUCCAGCAUCAUGGACAUGACAAUAAGCUUCUCCAGGUCGUGACGAGCGCAAGCCCUUCUGCGGAUUCAUUGACGGACACGACCAACUCGAGCUUCGCCACACCGCCCUUCAGCUUGUCGCCCGUAGGAGAAUCUCAGGGGUUCUCGAGGUGGAGGUCGUCGGCCUCUUUCGAGGAGCAAGGCAUCGUCGAGCUGCCUUUGCCAGAAAUCGUGCCUCUUGAAUUACCAGAACCCAGAGUACUGACAAUUCAGAGACAGCCACCUCCCAGGAGCGAUUUUGGAUUUUCUUUGCGACGCGCAGUGAUAGUGGAACGUGGUGCCAAUGGUGUCAUGCAAAUGCGCUCGGUGAUUUUCGCGGAGCCCGGUGCCUUAGUGCAAAAUAUCAACGACACGGGUUUAUUGCCCGGGGAUCGCCUCAUCGAGGUCAAUGGGAUCAACGUCGAUGAUAAGUCCCGAGAAGAGAUCAUCGAUCUCAUCAAGGGGUCUGGUGGCAGUGUCGCGGUCAAGGUACAACCAGUGGCAGAAUUAUCUGAAUUGUCGAGGCGGGGUGGCAGCGACGGGCGACAAGUAAAGCUCGCACCUGCAAAUAUUCGAGGUGGAACUCUUCGACGGUCCGGUAGUCAGCGCUUUCAUCACAACACGGCGCGAACUGAAGAGCACCUAGCCCAGGAACAAGCUUUUCUCGCUUCCGAAAGGAUUUGGUUGCUACAUCGAGGAGGAUUUACUCCAGCGUCAAGAUGUGGUUCUUCAGAUCUAGAUACUGGCAAGCUGAGAGUCCGCUUGAUACCUUCUGGAGAGGAACUUCUCGUCGACGAAGAAGAUGUCGAAAAGGCAAACCCACCUCAGUUCGACAAGGCGGAGGAAUUAUCACAACUACGCUAUUUGAAUGAGUCUUCAGUCCUUCACACUCUGCGACAGAGAUAUGCCAGUAAUCUAAUUCACACAUACGCAGGAGACAACAUGGUCGUCAUCAAUCCUGUAGCUCCUCUCGCUAUUUAUUCUGAAAAAGUCGUCCAAAUGUUUAAAGGGUGCAAAAGUGAAGACAUGCCUCCACACAUUUACGCAAUGGCACAAUCAGCCUACAGAGGCAUGCUUGCCACAAGACGAGACCAUUCGCUUGUUUUCCUUGGACGAAGUGGAUCUGGGAAGACUACUAACUUCAAACACGCUCUGCACUACCUCGUACUCGCCGCCGGGACAGUUAAUAAGAUUCUCACAAUCGAGAAGCUCAACGCCCUCUUCACAGUUCUCGAGGCGUUUGGCAACAGUCGAACCCACAUGAACUCAAACGCUACCAGAUUCACCCAGAUCUUCAGCCUCGACUUUGAUCAGUCGGGACAAGUAGCCUCUGCCUCGCUACAAGUCCUGCUCCUCGAAAAGUCGAGAAUUGGCCGACGAGGAAAUGGCGAUCCGACUUUUCACGCUGUUUACCGGCUUCUUGCUGGGGCGGAAGGCGCUCUGCGAAAGGAGCUCAACUUGACGAAUUUGGUGGCGGAAAAUAAUCCCUUCAUCACGCCUCUUCAGAAGCAUGAGGACAAGCAACGAGCGAUGGUGGAAUUCAAUCGUAUCAUCGCUGCCCUGAAAAUUCUGGGGGUUUCCGAGGCCGACGAGAGGGCCAUUUGGCUCGUUCUGGCCGGGAUUUAUCAUCUGAGCUGUGCAGGCGCUGUCAAGGCUGGCACCAGUUCUCAAAGUCGCUGGCAGUUUGCGAGAGUUGAGUGUGCCGAGAGAGCGGCCACCUUGCUGGGGACUUCGGUGGAAGAGCUGAGCAGAGUUGUCUUUUCUUGUAGUGGUGGAGGAGGCACUCCAAACACUCCUAGGCCUAAUUUAAGAACCCCCAGUCCCACAGAUCAAAGCAAAGAUGUGACGGGACUCGAUGCUCUCGAGGGACUUCUUGUUGGGCUUUAUUCUGAAGUGUUUCACUGCGUCGCUGCUUUGAUCAACAAGUCGAUAUCAUCUCCAGUUCACACAGUGGCUUCUCUUCUGCUUUGUGAUGCCCCAGGAUUUCAAAAUCCAGCAUCGUGUGGUCGACAAACUGGAGCGACUUUCGAAGAUUUGUGUCAUAAUUAUCUGCAGGAACGUUUGCAGCUUCUUUUCCAUCAUACGACUUUAGUUGCUCCCAAAGAUAGAUACGUACAAGAGGGCAUUGAUGUUGAUUAUGAAGAUGAUUGCGAUGAUCAUCUUGGUUCUCCUCAAGGUCUGGUCUCUUUAUUAGACCGGGGAUCUUCCCAAAGUGCAACUAUGCUCAGAACAAGCCAAAGCGAUUUGAGCAGUAGUAGGCAGAUGGAAAGAAAGGGAAUUUUGUGGCUUUUGGACGAGGAAACUGUUUGUCCUGGAGGCAGCGACGAAGCCUUCCUGGAUCGAUUGUUCUCUCAUUAUGGCGAUAGAGACCACCAAAUGCUGUUAAGAAAAGCUCCGGGAAACAAUCAGUUCGUGUUGCAGCACCUGCAAGGUACAAAUCCCGUUUUAUAUACAGCGACAGGUUGGCUAAAAGCUACUCGCGAAAAUCCAGUGGCUCGAAGCGCCAUCACGAUUCUUCAGGAAAGCACAAGGGAAGAAGUUAGCAGACUUUUCGUUUGCGCUAGAGGAGCUGGAGUUUCCGGUGCCUUAAGUGGAUCUGUCCACGGUUUGGAAGGCUCCCAAUCUUUGAGAAGAGCUUCCAGCAUUCGGAGAACUUUUACGGCAGUAAAAAGAAAAAAUAUUUGCUUACAAGUCAAAUUCACUGUCGAUGGUUUGAUCGAAACUUUAAGAAGGACCAGAGUGAAAUUCAUCCACUGCCUUUUGCCCCAACACAAUGCGGGGUGCACAGAAAAUAAAAGUCUUAUUUCCGUCAAGUCGAACCAAAGUGAAGACAAUAUCAUUAACGUUCCUCUUCUUCGGUCACAGAUCCGAGGAAGUCAAAUUGUGGAAGCAGUACGCUUGCACAAAGUCGGAUUUCCAAAGCACAUGCCUCUUGCAGAAUUCCGAAGAAGAUUUGGAUUACUCUCGAGUGAUGCAAACAUCAGGCCAGGAAGUCCUGUUGCUGAUGAACGUCGUGCUGUCGAGGACAUGCUCUUAUCCGUUGACGUCGACCUCGCCUCGUAUCGCGUCGGUCAAAGUCAGAUCUUCUUCAGGGCUGGAGCUCUCGAACGUCUUGAGUCUCAAAGGGACGAGAAGCUAACCGGACACAUCAUACUUCUUCAGGCAAGAUGCAGGGGCUAUCUUGCUCGCAGGAAACUCAAUACUUUGAAGUUACAAGACUUGGCAGUGAGAUGCAUUCAGAGAAAUGUUCGAAAACUGAUGUCUGUUCGAGAAUGGCCAUGGUGGCGACUUUACGUGAAAAUCGCACCACUUUUGAACGUUCAUCGUACGGAAGAUCAGCUGAAGGCAAGACAAGAGGAACUCGACAUCCUAAAGGCGAAGGUUGAGCGCUUGGAGCAAGAAAGAAAUCACCUGAAGCUCGAUAAUGAUAAACUGGAAGCAAAGCUGAGUGAAAUGACAGCAGAUUUUGCAGAAGAGCAUUCCACAUCAACCCUAGCUGCAGAAAGAAUAGAUGCAGAAACAUCAGAACGUCUUCGCCUCGAACAAGAACUCCAGGAUGUCAACGAAGCGAAUAAAAAUCUUCAACAAGCAACCGAACGACUGGAAAUGGAACUUCUUUAUGCCCGGGCAGCUGAUCUGAAUGGCGUCGCUUCUGAUGGUGAAGAUGGAGAAGAUGGUGGUGUUUACAAACAGAGAUACGAACAUGUCAUGCGAGAGUUGGAAUUCUUCAAAAGAAAAAUGGCCCAGCAACACGAAGAUGACCUGGAGCAAUUGGUUGGCCUCAAGAAACAAUUGGAGAAAAAGUUGGCUGAUGCGUACGAGGAAGUCGAAGAGCAACGUCAAGUCGUCGGUCAGUGGAAACGCCGGGUUCAAAAAUUGAAUGGGGAGAUGCACGACCUGAGACUUCUCCUGGAGGAGCAAACUGCGAGGAAUAAUCUUCUCGAGAAGAAGCAGCGCAAGUUCGACUCUGAGACUCAGAAUCUGAUGGACGAUCUCAGACAGGAGAAGGCUCAACGAGAAAGACUCGCGAGGGAGAAGGAAAUUGCGAUAGCUGAGAAAUUCGCUGUUGAACAGAAUUUGAGUGAUGCUCGGUUGGAGAUUGAGUUGAAGGAAGAGAGACUUCACACUUUGACUCAGGAAUUAGAGGAGUUGACGUUUGGAGGUAAAACUGAGGAAGAGGUCGCUCAGUUGAAGAAGGCGAAACACGAGUUGGAGAAGAAGUGCAAGGACCAGGAGGAGGAAUUGGACGAUUUGGCAGGACAGGUGCAGUUGCUGGAGCAGGCCAAACUCAGACUUGAGAUGAGUAUUGAGCAGCAACGAAAGGAGAUGCGAAAAGAAAUGCAGCAGAGGGACGAGGAGCUCGAGGAUGUGAGAGGAAAUGCUCACAAGAAAGUCAAAUCUCUGGAGACUCAGCUGGAGAAUGAACAUGAGGAGCGGACAAUAUUGCUGAGGGAAAAACACGAGUUGGAACGUCGAUUGGUCUGCUUUGAGGAGCAGGAUCGAACCGAGCGCGCCGCUGAAGCUGAAACAACCCAAAGACUGAAGAGGGAUUUGAAGAGGACAAAGGCGCUUCUGCGAGAUGCUCAAACGAUGUUGGAACGUUCAAAGGGCGACUCGACAGGCAAGGCGGCUCUUCGUCAGUUGAAAAAUCAACUGGAGGAUGCAGAAUGUGCGAGAGCAAUUGCAGUAAAAGCCAAACAGGCUCUGGAACAGGACCUAAAUGAGACCCAGGCAGCUUUGGAAGAAGCUUCUCGUCAACGGUCAGAAGCUGAGGACCGCGCGAAUGCUGCUGCGAGAGAAAGGACGGAAUUGCUUUCUCAGUUGGAAGAAAAUGAAGAGGAACUUGCAGAGGUGUUGAAGAAGUACCGCGCAGCAGUGCAGCAGGUUUCUUCCGAGCAGACUCAACUCCAGGAGGCUCAAGUUCAGAUCGUAGCUCUGGAAGCUGAAAAGUCUUCCUUGAAAGAUCAACUGACGGAGCUCAGUCAACGAUUGGAAUCUGUCGAGCAACUUGGAGAUCCUACAGCUAAUAGUCUUGCGACGAGAAGGCUGGAAUUCCGAACGAAAGAGUUGGAGAGCAAACUCGAGCUUGAACAGACGACGAGGGCAAGGCUUGAGGUUCGUAACUCCUCUUUGACCUAA
Messenger RNA from Belonocnema kinseyi, 6716 nucleotides. RefSeq names its product unconventional myosin-XVIIIa (gene Mhcl). Bases 921 to 6716 code for a protein of 1931 amino acids. The transcript has 23 exons. Gene Ontology annotation, molecular function: cytoskeletal motor activity; protein binding; ATP binding. Gene Ontology annotation, cellular component: myosin complex. Lineage: Eukaryota; Metazoa; Arthropoda; Insecta; Hymenoptera; Cynipidae. The record is from RefSeq and is a predicted model, not a curated record.